AUGUCUAAAGAACCCCACUGCAGUGUUAAAAUCUGCGGCAUCACCUCCAUUCAUGAUGCUCGACUUGCCGCUGAUGCGGGCGCGGAUUACGUCGGUGUGUUGGUUGAUGUUGCCAUAUCCGAACGAACACGCACCGCUGCUCAAGCCGCCGAAAUUGCGAGCGAGAGUCCUAUUCCUACCGUAAUUCUACUAUAUAACCGCUCAACGUCCGACAUCCAAGAAAUAGUCUCACAGGUUCAGCCGUUUGCCGUUCAACUCCUUGGACAGGAGUCGCCACAACAGGCGGGCAGUCCCAAGAAUGUGGAUAUACCGGCUGUUCGGGAGGAAAUGCAAGCGUAUCGGGAUGCCGGUGCGGAUUUCCUACUGUUUGAUAGCGUUGAUAUGAGUCUUGAGAAACCGAGAUACGGUGGUACGGGAAAAACCUGUGAUUGGAAUGUCGCUGCUGAACUCAUUGCGGGGAGUCCACUGCCGGUUUUCUUCGCAGGUGGGAUUCGUCCAGAAAACGUCAAAGCCGCUAUUGAGACAAUCCGACCUCACGGCAUUGAUCUUUGUUCCGGCGUUGAAGCAUCUAAAGGUGUCAAAGACCCGCUUAAACUGGAACGACUUAUGGAACAGAUCGACCAAGCUAAUUAA
Geodia barretti is the source of this 633-nucleotide messenger RNA. Lineage: Eukaryota; Metazoa; Porifera; Demospongiae; Tetractinellida; Geodiidae. The record is from the annotation of a GenBank genome assembly.